Pogoniulus pusillus (Red-fronted tinkerbird) is the source of this 3359-nucleotide messenger RNA. It is a transcript of the gene HELLS, whose product is annotated as helicase, lymphoid specific. Gene Ontology annotation, molecular function: ATP binding; chromatin binding; ATP-dependent chromatin remodeler activity. The transcript is spliced from 21 exons. The record is from RefSeq and is a predicted model, not a curated record. Bases 650 to 2917 code for a protein of 755 amino acids. Gene Ontology annotation, biological process: lymphocyte proliferation; pericentric heterochromatin formation; negative regulation of gene expression via chromosomal CpG island methylation. Lineage: Eukaryota; Metazoa; Chordata; Aves; Piciformes; Lybiidae. Gene Ontology annotation, cellular component: nucleus; pericentric heterochromatin.
CAAAUGGCAUAUGGAGAAGUCCCAGCUAUUACUUGGGAAGCUGCAGAAUUUUGCCAGAUUGGACUUCCACUAAUCCAGUUUUGCAGGCUGCAAAUAGAUUUAAUUCUACAUAAAUCUGUAACUCGGAGUUGAGACAACUUUGAGCUCUUUAAUGCCUUGUGCUACUGCCCUGGAGGCCUGCGUGUUGCAGAGCUCUGUUUACAUAAGCAAGUGAGCAGAACCCUCAGUCGGUUUCAUACAGGUAGAUGUGAGUCCUUGAAAAGUCAUUGUGACUGGAAGGGGCACGUUGUAUGUGUGUGAGACUGUGCUAUUUUGAGCCUAGCUGGGGUAUUUUAGUGAGAGAAAUGACAUUAUAGCCUGUGAAAAGGAAACAGUACUUGUGUCUGCUUCACUCAUAGGCUUGCUGAGAUGUAUGAAAACAAGAACACAAACAUAGAGUUGCUCUCUGGCUUUGGCUGCUUGCAUUUCUCUACCUGACUUGCUGUCUGUGUAACUAAUCCCUCUGCUUCCUAACUCCCCAUGCCGAUUCUCCAAACUCACCUUGAACGCUCGAACUUCUUGGGAGAGAGAGUCAAGUGAAAUACGCUAUAAGAGGCUUCAACAUUUACUUGAAAAAAGCAACAUCUAUUCCAAAUUCUUGCUAACCAAAAUGGAGCAGCAGCAGUUGGAGGAACAGAGGAGGAAAGAGAAGUUAGAAAAAAAGAGAGAGAUGAUGUUAAAAUCUGCCAAGGGUCAAAAUCCAGUUGAUGGCAAAGAGGAGAAGACAGGUGCAAAAAAGAAGAGGGGGAGAGAAGAUGGAACAUACAACAUCUCAGAAAUUAUGUCCAAGGAGGAGAUAUUGUCAGUAGCAAAAAAAAGUAAAGUGGAAAAUGAGGAUGAAAGCUCUUCUAACAACCUAUGCCCAGAAGACCUGCAAAGAAAUGGAGACUCAAAUAGUGUCAUUAAGGAUAGAUUGUGUCAAGCUGUCCGACACAGUGCCAAGCAAUUCCUUGAUCCUGUACGGAAAUUUAAUGGACAACCAGUGCCUUUUCAACAGCCCAAGAUUUUUACCGGAGGUGUAAUGAGGUGGUACCAGGUGGAAGGCAUGGAGUGGCUAAGGAUGCUUUGGGAAAAUGGUAUCAACGGCAUUUUAGCUGAUGAAAUGGGAUUGGGGAAGACCAUCCAGUGUAUUGCAACAAUAGCACUGAUGGUGGAGCGAGGAGUCCCUGGUCCAUUCUUAGUAUGUGGUCCUCUGUCUACUCUUCCAAAUUGGAUGUCUGAAUUCAAGAGAUUUACUCCAGAGAUUCCGCUAAUGCUCUAUCAUGGAACUCAACAGGAACGUCGUAAACUGGUUCGUAAAAUUCACGGACGACAUGGUUCACUGCAAAUCCAUCCUGUGGUCAUUACUUCCUUUGAAAUAGCAAUGCGAGACAGAAGUGCCCUGCAGCACUGCUUCUGGAAAUACCUGAUAGUAGAUGAAGGUCACAGGAUUAAAAAUAUGAACUGCCGCCUUAUCAGAGAAUUGAAACGAUUUAAUGCAGACAAUAAACUCCUGUUGACUGGUACUCCUCUGCAAAACAACUUAGCGGAGCUUUGGUCUUUGCUUAACUUCCUGUUGCCAGAUGUGUUUGAUGAUUUGAAAAGCUUUGAAUCUUGGUUUGAUAUUACCAGCAUUACAGAAACUGCUGAAGAUAUUAUUGCAAAAGAAAGGGAGCAAAAUAUCUUGCAUAUGCUACAUCAGAUUCUGACACCAUUCUUACUGAGAAGACUAAAGUCUGAUGUUGCUCUUGAGGUUCCUCCUAAACGAGAAGUUGUGGUAUACGCGCCACUAACAAAAAAGCAAGAAACUUUCUACACCGCCAUUGUAAAUCGCACCAUUAAGAAACUGCUCGGAAAUAAUGAGGAAGAAGUAGUGGAGGUGAGUCCUACAGGCCGACCAAAACGCCGUAGUCGAAAAGUGGUUGAUUAUUGUGAAGACCAUAAUGGUUCACCUGACGAUUUGGAAAAACUCAUCAGCAAAAUACAAGAGGAAGUAGAAAAAGAGAGGCCUGUGGUAGAUAUGAGUGUUCCCAUGGAUUCAGAGGUGAACCUUAAGCUGCAGAAUAUUAUGAUGUUACUGAGGAAAUGUUGCAAUCACCCCUAUCUUAUUGAAUAUCCUUUGGACCCUGCCACACAACAAUUUAAGGUUGAUGAAGAUUUAGUGAAGAACUCAGGCAAGUUUCUACUUUUGGACCGGAUGCUUCCAGAAUUGAAAAAGAGAGGUCAUAAGGUGUUGCUGUUCUCACAAAUGACUAUGAUGCUUGACAUUUUGAUGGAUUAUUGCUAUCUGAGAGACUUCAAAUUUAGUCGUUUGGAUGGCUCUAUGUCUUAUUCAGAGAGAGAAGAGAAUAUGCGUCAGUUCAAUACUGACCCUGAAGUCUUCCUGUUCUUAGUGAGUACAAGAGCUGGAGGCUUGGGCAUUAACUUAACUGCAGCAGACACAGUUAUCAUCUACGAUAGCGACUGGAACCCCCAGUCAGAUUUGCAGGCCCAAGACAGGUGUCAUAGAAUUGGCCAAACAAAGCCGGUUGUUGUUUAUCGUCUUGUGACAGCGAAUACUAUUGACCAGAAGAUUGUGGAGAGAGCUGCUGCCAAGAGGAAACUGGAGAAGCUGAUUAUCCACAGAAAUCAGUUUAAAGGUGGCAGAUCUGGUCUAGCACAGUCAAAGAGCUGCCUGGACCCUCAGGAAUUAAUAGAAUUGCUGAAAUCCAGAGACUAUGAGAGGGAGGUUAAAGGAUCUAAAGAAAAAGUAAUCAGUGAUAAAGAUUUAGAGUUACUCCUGGAUAGAAGUGAUCUUAUUGAUCAAAUGAAGACCUCUGAAAAAACGAAAAAGGAAAAAGUAGGUGUUUUCAGGGUCUUGGAAGAAUCGUCGGAUUCCAAUGCAGAAUGUGUGUUUUAAUGUGCAGACAUGGCCUGUACUCUUACAGGACAAACAUAUGCCUGACAUCAGAUCUUCAGAGGUGUUACUUGCACUGGUCCUUUGUGCUAAUUUUUCUUUAAGACUUUGUUCAAAUCCCUCGUGUUCUUCCAAUUAAUUCUGACAUGUUCUACAGUACAAUGCAAGUGAUAGUUUCCUGUUGUGGCUUUGGUAGGCUCUUAAAAAGAAUUAAAUGAGCAUAUUUCAUACUUGAGGCUAAUGCUUGUAAAGGCUGGUAAAAACAAAACCAAAACAAGACAGACAAACUUCCUGUGGAAGUCCUAAACAACUUUUUUUCAUUUGAUGUUAGUUACAGUUUUAUUUGGAAGGGAAAGAACAUGUGCCUUUGUUACAGCCAAUUAUGUAGCUUCUGGGUUUUAACUUCUGCAAAUUAUUUUGAUUAAAUGUUUGGUUUACCUUAAAA